CCGAGAUCACACCACUGCACUCCAGCCUGGGCAACAGAGCAAGACUCUGUCUCAAAAAAAAAAAGUUAGAGUGAAGCUCAGCACUCACACUUGCCCAAUGUCACAGUCAAACCUGUGGAUGUGGAGCUUACAGUAACUCCAGAACCAGGUAAGGAACUUACAUCAAGCCAGGAAUAGGCUGCAACUCAGCCUCUAGAGCAUCCUAAGGAGGUGGACUCUUCCUCAACCCAAUUAGAGGCCCCCAGCUCAGAUACCAGAGCACCCUGAGGAGAUGAAACCUUCUGCAACCCACUAAGGGACCCCAGCUGAGCCUCCAGGUCCUCCUGUGAAGGCUGAACUUUCCCCCAGUGAGCAGGAGAAGCCAGCUCAGCCUUCUGAGUUUCCUGGGGAGGCUGAACCUUCUCAGACCCAGCAGGAGGCCCCAACUCAGCCUCUAGAGUCCUCUGUGGAGAGUGCAGCUCAAACUCCACUGAAUCAUGAAGCGACACUUCACCCUCCUGGUGAAGAUCAAGCUCAUUAUAACUUGCCCAACAUUACAGUGAAACCUGCGGAUGCAGAGGUUACCAUAACCUCAGAGCCUACCAAGGAGAUUGAAUCUUCUCUAGCCCAGCAGGAGGCCCCAACCCAGUCUCCAGAGGAGGUGGAACCUUCUGCAACCCAAGAAGAGGCCCCAGCUGAGCCUCCAGGUUCUCCUGUGAAGCCUGAACCUUCUCCCAGAGAGCAGGAGAAGCCAGCUCAGCCUUCUGAGUCUUCUGGAGAGGUUGAACCUUCUCCCACCCAGGAGAAGAUCCCAGCUCAGCCUCCAGACAUCAUGAAGUAACAGUUUUACCUCAAGCUCAGCACUCAGAUUUGCCCAAUGUCACUGUUAAGUCUCCAGAUAUGCAGCUCACCAUAGCAACGGAGCCUACUGCAGAGAGGGAAAUUUCUCCAAUCCACCAGCAGGCUACAGCUCAGCUCUCAGGGCCAGUUAAUGAUGCAGAACCUUCCGCCACCCAGCAUGGGGGCCCAUCUCUGCCUCCAGAGUCAUCAGAAGAGGCUGGACCUUUACCAGUUAAACAGGAGUCUUCAAUACCAUAACCUAUUAAGGAUGAGAACCCCUUUCCAACCCAGCAGGAGGCUGCAGCUGAGCAUCCACAGACCCCUGAGGAGGUUGAUUCUUCUCCAACCCAUCAAGAAGCCCCAGCUCAGCCUUCAGAGCUCCGUAAUGAAGUUGUAGCUCAAUCUCCAGAGCAUUAUAAGGUAAUAGUUUCUCCUCUAAGUCAUGAUCAAGUUCAGCCUCCAACAUUGCACAAUGUCACUGUUAAACUUGUGGAUCACAUGGUUGCCGUGACUCCAGAAUUCACUAAUCAGGUUGAAAUUUUAAUACAACAGGGGGCCCCAGCUCAGUCCUUAAUGUCCCCUGAGCAGUUUCAACAUUUGAAAGACCAGCAAGAGAUUGUAAUUCAGCAGCUAAAUACCCCUGAAAUGAUGAACUUCCUCCAGUCCAUCAAGAGGCCACAACUCAGCCUCCAACUCAGCUCUCCUCAGACUUUAAGUUCAUAGAAUGAUGAGAUGGUAUUUUCAACUCUAGAUCUGUCUUCAAUAUUAAGAAGUAAUUCAACUUUGACUAUUGUUAGGGUCACCCUGACCAGACUGUUCCCUUUCCCUCCCACAGGCCUUACAAUACAGUCCCUUGCACUCUCCACACAGCUACCCCAGGGCAAAAGACAAACCCCCUUUCACUGAACCCUCCAGUGACUGUCCAGAAGAUUUCGGCUAAACUGGCAGUUACAAGAUGCGGUUAACAUGUCUGUUAACCUCGCUUAACAAAGCUGGCAAAAACAUCUCCAGGAAGUGGGCAGAACACCUGCUCCCAACUCAGUUCACACACCCUGACCCAGUUCCUUGCCCUGUAAAGCCCUGCUGCAGCCUGUAAGCGGCGCUGUCUCCUCUGCUAGUCAAGGAGCAGCCCGGCAGGACAAUAAAAACUUGCCCGUCUGACUUUGGGUCUCCUUGUCCUUUUCCUCGGCCGGCCUUACAACCAAUACCACAGUUAAAAAUGUGGAUAUGGAGCUUACCAACUGUCGAGGUUGAACCUUCUCCCUUCCAGCAGGACAACCCUCCGAUUCCCACUGAGCAGGCUGACUUUUCUCUAACCCAGCCUGAUCCCCCUUCCCCACCUCUGGAUUCUCUUGAAAGGAUUGAAUCUCCAGUCAGGCAACAGGCCACAGCUCAGACUCCAGAUCCCUCUAAGGAAGUAGAACUUUCUCCAGUCCCACAAGAGUUCCCAGCUGAGCCACCAGCGCCCCCUAAGGAGGCUGAACCAUCUGCAACCCAGCAGGAAGCCUCAGGUCGUCCUCCAAAGUCCACUGAAGAGAGCCCAGGAAACCACCCUGGGGGUGAAGCCAACAACCCCACUCUCACUACUGACAGUGCUGGAGGAGCCACCACUGCUAAAGAACCUCCAUCUAUGGACUUAAUACACAGUCUUAGUGUCCCACACAAUAUUGUUUCUGACCAUGAAAUUCACUUCACAAGAAAAGAAGUGAAACAGUAAGCGGACACCACAGGAUUCACUGGUCUGACCUGCGCUCCAUCAGCCAACCUUCUAGAGUGGUGGCAAAGUCUACUGAAGGCCCAGGUAAUCUACCAGCUGUUAGAUAGCACCCUGUGAGAUACAGCGCUGUUAAAAGGAUGCAGUAUAUGCUCUGAACCAGUAUACCAUUUCUCCUUUAGCCAGAUACAUAGUUCAGAAACCAAGGGCUGAAUGUAGGAGUGGUUUCUGUCAUACUUAGACUUUUUUUUUUUUGAGACAUGGUCUCCCUCUGUCACCCAGGGUAGAG
Macaca mulatta (Rhesus monkey) is the source of this 2822-nucleotide messenger RNA. Lineage: Eukaryota; Metazoa; Chordata; Mammalia; Primates; Cercopithecidae. The record is from RefSeq and is a predicted model, not a curated record.